AUGUCCAUGAACCCAAUGUCACAGCAACAGCAGCAGCAGCAUCACCAUGGAACAUGGCCUCGGGAGCCAGCCAUGCACCUCUACCACCACCCCUGCCAACUGGAGCAGAGAGAAGGCCACCAUGAGAGGGAGCAGAUGUUUGAGAAGUGUCUCACUCCCAGUGACGUGGGGAAGCUCAACAGGCUGGUGAUACCCAAACAGCACGCCGAGAAGUACUUCCCCCUCGACGGCAACUCGGGCGAGAAAGACCUGGCGCUGAGCUUCGAGGACGAGACCGGCAAGCCGUGGCGGUUUCGCUACUCCUACUGGAGCAGCAGCCAGAGCUACGUGCUGACCAAAGGCUGGAGCCGCUUCGUCAAGGAGAAGAAGCUCGACGCAGGCGACGUCGUCCUCUUCCAGCGUCCACGAGGAGGCGGCGACCGCCUCUACAUCGGGUGCAGGCGCCAAGGUGCAAACGAGACCCCGUCACCGGCUCGCACCGCCACCGGGCUCAACGAGAAAGCGCCGUGGAGCCGAGUGCACCGCACGGCCGCAGGGCCUCAUCCAGUGAGCCCGAGCGGCGCCUGCUCACGUCAGGCUCCGGUGCAACAGGACGGCCUUCGUCAUGCAGGAGAGACGAGGCAAGCCGCGGCGGAGAACACAGCAGUAGCACCUGGGGGCAAAGCAAAGCGACUGAGAUUAUUCGGCGUGAACUUGGAGUGCGGCCCGGCCUCCGACCGCCGGCCUUUGCAUUCCGCCUCAUGGUUAUGA
Messenger RNA from Musa acuminata AAA Group (dessert banana), 750 nucleotides. RefSeq names its product B3 domain-containing protein Os11g0156000-like. Lineage: Eukaryota; Viridiplantae; Streptophyta; Magnoliopsida; Zingiberales; Musaceae. Gene Ontology annotation, molecular function: DNA-binding transcription factor activity; DNA binding. The coding region runs from base 1 to 750 and encodes 249 amino acids. The transcript is spliced from 2 exons. The record is from RefSeq and is a predicted model, not a curated record.